Ruditapes philippinarum (Manila clam) is the source of this 682-nucleotide messenger RNA. Its product is annotated as hepatic lectin-like. NCBI's taxonomy places the organism in Eukaryota, Metazoa, Mollusca, Bivalvia, Venerida, Veneridae. Bases 190 to 654 code for a protein of 154 amino acids. The record is from RefSeq and is a predicted model, not a curated record. The transcript is spliced from 5 exons.
GUGCAAAACAUUACAAUAACAAGAUCAUGUAUCACUUAUGAUGUAACUGAAUUUACAAAUAAACAGAACAUACUACUCCGGCCUUGUCACUAACUCAAAGAAAUUGGCAGGAUCAGGAAGGAAUAAAGAGACAGUGUUAAAUAGAAUACUAUACAGUGCUUUGUUCACGUGCUUCUGGGCUUUUGAAAUAUGAAGACUGUUGUAGCUUUGCUGUUUGCCGUAACAAGCCUAGUCUUAGGAAUUAAUGCAAGAGCGUGCUGCAAGGAUGGCUGGUUAGCCUAUAAUGGCCAUUGUUACCACAUUGGUUAUGGGAAGCUUCUAACAUUCUCUGAGGCACGGGUGUACUGUCACGAUCUUGCUGCUUACCUUGUACGGUUUGAAACUUUCGCUGAAUACACUUUCUUGGCAGGAAUUCUGAGAAAAUCUAACGCUGGCAAAACAUGGAUUGGUUUGACCGACAAAACUCAUGAAGGGAUCUGGAGAUGGUUUGACACAAAAGAGCAUGCUACAUUCUCUGACUGGGCAGAUGGGGAGCCCAACAAUAAAAAUGGCGCUGAAGACUGUGUACACUUUCAAAACAGCCAGGGAUACAAGUGGAACGAUGCCCCAUGCAGUUUUAAAGCGAUACCAUUGUGCGAAAUUGAAUUAAGAUAAAUUGAAAACAUUAAUGAACAAAAUUUGA